CCCCAAUCUCUCUUCAUACUGCCCACCAUGGACCACGCCAUCGAUCUCUCGGACCCGCAAAAGGCCCUCUCGCUGGCUCACAUCCGCUACCAACUCAUCCGCUGCGAAGACACUGUCCUCUUCCACAUGAUCGAACGAGCUCAAUUCCCCCUCAACAACACCAUAUACCGUCCUGGUGCCAUUGCAAUCCCUGGCAGCGACCUUUCCUUCAGCGACUGGGUCCUGCGCGAACAAGAACGCCUCCAAUCUCGAAUAAGACGCUACCAAUCCCCAGACGAAUACCCCUUCUUUCCCGACGCCAUGGAAGACCUCAUCCUCCCUCCUCUCGAAUACCCCAAAAUCCUAUGGGAGAACGAUGUCAAUGUCAACGAUGAUCUCAAGUCCCGCUACAUCAACUCCAUACUCCCGGGCGUCUGCCCGACACGCGAACGAGAAGAGAAUAGUCGCGAUGCACAAGAGAAUUACGGAUCUGCCGCUACAGCGGAUGUGAAUUGCUUGCAAUCGUUGAGUCGGAGAAUACAUUUUGGGAAAUUCGUGGCCGAGAGCAAAUUCCGCGAGAACCCGGAGAAGUUUGUGAAAUUGAUCAAAGCGGGGGAUACCAAAGGCAUUGAUGAAGCCAUUACGAAUGCUGCAGUGGAAGCGCAGGUAUUGAAGAGGUUGAGGAUCAAGGCGGAAAUGUAUGGAAAUGAUCCAACGUUGGAUGCGGAAGCUCCGAAGAAGAUUCCAGUCGAUGCUGUGGUGGCCAUGUACAAAGAUCAUGUCAUCCCACUUACGAAAGUUGUAGAAGUGGACUACCUGAUGCAAAGACUGAAGGGCAGUGAGUGGGAGUAAGGUAAGUAAGGUAAGUAAAAUACCAUGAUACUUGCUAGCGAUGAUCAAUUAUUGCAGCGUUCAAGCGCACCUGCAGCAUGCACAAUACCCGUCAGGUUCCAAUUUAGACGCAUCUUUUAUCAUCAUGAUGGGUAUAAUCACAUAUCACAUUAUGCCUCCUCUUCUCCACCUGCACCCUUUACGGGAUGAUCAAACCUCCCUAUUCGUUUCGUCUUGAUAUAUCAGAAUCACCCGUCGGACCAGCUAUAGAAAAGAAAAAAAGAAAAGGGCCGUAAUCCGUCUCUAAAUGUCCUCGGCCCUAGAUACCUACC
Messenger RNA from Sphaerulina musiva SO2202, 1142 nucleotides. RefSeq names its product chorismate mutase. Bases 28 to 831 code for a protein of 267 amino acids. The record is from RefSeq and is a predicted model, not a curated record. NCBI's taxonomy places the organism in Eukaryota, Fungi, Ascomycota, Dothideomycetes, Mycosphaerellales, Mycosphaerellaceae. Gene Ontology annotation, cellular component: cytoplasm. Gene Ontology annotation, biological process: chorismate metabolic process; aromatic amino acid biosynthetic process. Gene Ontology annotation, molecular function: chorismate mutase activity. The transcript is spliced from 2 exons.